Scatophagus argus is the source of this 2721-nucleotide messenger RNA. RefSeq names its product solute carrier organic anion transporter family member 1C1-like. Gene Ontology annotation, molecular function: protein binding. The transcript has 15 exons. The record is from RefSeq and is a predicted model, not a curated record. Lineage: Eukaryota; Metazoa; Chordata; Actinopteri; Scatophagidae. Gene Ontology annotation, biological process: transmembrane transport; sodium-independent organic anion transport. Gene Ontology annotation, cellular component: membrane. Bases 334 to 2442 code for a protein of 702 amino acids.
AGCUCAGCGAGAAGGUGGGCUAAUUUCACGGCGUGGAGUUUUCGCAGCUUUUUUGGCGCAUCACGUGUGCCUGGCUGUGAACGCGGUGCUCAGUAUCCACCCUGUGGCUCCCCGCCUCCUCCGAGGAGCGUGUACAGUAUGAGCAAGUGACUUGAUUAGAGGAAGGUCGAUUUAUGUGCGAAACAGCAGUAUUCAUCCUGCCUCACAUUGUAUUUCAAGAAGUUAAGAGACGUCGUGAAGGGGAAAAAAGGUCGGAGCUCCGAGUUGGCAGGUGUGAGUGAAGACAUCGUAGUAUAACAAAACUGCUCAGAAAAGGUACCGUACAAGGCGGCCAUGAAAAAGAUGGACAACACAGCCAAAGGCAGCUGGACCCUGGACAACAAGCCUACCUCCUCUGCAGUGAAGAACUCCUGCCACCCCAAUCUGAAGUUGUUCCUUGCAGCCUUGUCCUUUGCCUACUUUGCCAAGGCUUUAUCUGGCAGCUACAUGAAGAGCACAAUUACACAACUAGAGAGGCGAUUUGACAUCCCCAGUUAUCUGAUUGGCAUCAUAGACGGGAGCUUUGAAAUAGGGAAUUUGCUGGUGAUUGCCUUUGUGAGCUAUUUUGGUGCCAAACUCCAUCGACCCAAGAUCAUAGCAAUCGGGUGCAUAUUGAUGUCUUUUGGGACCUUUUUGAUCGCCAUGCCUCAUUUCAUCAUUGGCCGCUAUAAGAUCGAAACAUCAGUUAGAUCUUCACUGAAUUCAACCAAUAACCUCUCUCCAUGCCCAGAAAGCUCACCUGAGUCCACGAGGGCAGGUGACAGACCAUCUAUGCUUCCCUCUAGAGGCUGUGAGCGAGAGUCCAGUGUUUCGAUGUGGAUCUAUGUGUUUCUGGGAAACGUCCUGCGUGGUAUUGGAGAGACUCCUGUACAGCCUCUGGGAAUCUCCUACAUUGACGAUUACGCACAGUCCGAGAAUGCUGCCCUCUACAUUGGAUGUGUCCAAACCAUAUCAGUUAUUGGUCCUGUUUUUGGGUACCUGCUGGGGUCACUGUGUGCCAAAAUCUACGUUGACAUUGGCUAUGUGGACAUGGAGACAGUAACUAUCACCCCUGGUGAUGCUCGCUGGGUGGGGGCGUGGUGGCUGGGCUACCUCAUCGCUGGUACUAUCACCCUCAUGUCUGCUGUUCCUUUCUGGUUCCUGCCUAAAUCACUGCCCAUGCCUGUGGAUAAACACGAUACCAGCUGUACUCCCGAGCAAGCCAGGUUUAUUAAAGACUCCCCAACACUGGAGCACAAGUUCAGACCUGAAGAGCCAGCUAAUUUACAUCAGAUGGCCAAAGAGUUUGUGCCAACAUUGAAAAAUCUCCUUGGAAAUCCUGUGUACAUCAUCUACUUAAGUGUAACCAUCAUUCAGUUCAAUUCUCUCAUCGGGAUGGUCACCUACAAACCCAAAUACAUCGAGCAACACUAUGGCCAGUCGGCAUCAAAAGCCAAUUUCCUCAUGGGCAUGAUCAACAUCCCGGCUGUGGCCCUAGGGAUGUUCUCUGGAGGGGUUGUCAUGAAGAAGUACAAGCUGGGUAUCAUGGGAGCAGCUAAAUUUGCUUUUGGGACCUCCCUGCUGGGUUACUUCCUGUCGCUCUUUUUCUUAGCCAUGGGCUGUGAGAACUCCAAGGUGGCAGGCAUUACAGUUUCCUAUACUGGAGUGGAAGGCUUGUCUCAUCAGGAACCGUCUCUCUUCUCUGACUGUAAUUCGGGUUGCUUGUGCUCCAGGAGGGAGUGGGAUCCAGUUUGUGGGGCGAACGGGAUCACCUAUGUGUCCCCCUGCUUGGCUGGAUGCAUCUCCUCCACCGGCUCUGGCAGGAAUACGGUGUUUGACAAUUGCAGGUGUGUAGCGCUGGCUGACACACACCAUGGCAACCUGACGGCCACUCUGGGCCAGUGUCCACGCAGGGACAGCUGUGACAGAAUCUUCCCUUAUUUCCUGGCUCUGUCCGUCCUCAGCUCCUUCAUCAUCUCUCUUGGGGGGACACCAGGCUUCGUGCUGCUUGUCAGGUGCAUUAAGCCUGAGCUGAAAUCUCUCGCUCUUGGAAUUCACACAUUGGCCACUCGAACCCUCGCUGGAAUACCUGCCCCUAUAUACUUCGGAGCCAUAAUUGACACAACAUGCCUCAAAUGGGCAUACAAGAUGUGCGGAGGAAGAGGAGCAUGCAGACUAUAUAACACCUCAGCGUACAGGAUCGUGUACCUGGGUCUGACACUGGGCUUGAGGACAGUCUCCUUCUUCCUUUGUAUUUCAGGCUUUGCUCUACUCAAAAGACAUAUUAAGAGGGAGGAGAAAUAUGCUCUGACCAAUGGGAGCGUAGAGCUGGAGUCGCUAAGGAAAGAAGAGAACAGCUCCAUACACUGUGAGCAGUUUUUGUCAGCCUCUGACUGCAAUCCUGACAGAGAGACUCGUUUAUGAGCCUCUGUUCGAACCUCUCCUCUUCUGACUCUGAGGUAUAGAGGAACACACACACUGUGGACACUUUUCAUAGCACACAGAGUAUAUAUUUGUACAGGACUUGUGUAGACGUAUCCAAAGCAAGAGUCAUUUUAAAAGAAAAAACUAAAUUUAAUUUUAAAAUUUGUGUUUGUUUGUUUGUUUGUUUGUGUUUUUCAUGGAUGGAAAACUUUUGUAGAAAAGGAGAAUGUAUUGUGCUGUAUUUUCUAUGUUGGUCUUCGUUUUUAUGAUUAAACUUGA